This is a messenger RNA of Darwinula stevensoni, 843 nucleotides long. NCBI's taxonomy places the organism in Eukaryota, Metazoa, Arthropoda, Ostracoda, Podocopida, Darwinulidae. The record is from the annotation of a GenBank genome assembly.
AUGAAGAAUCUGGAAAGUGCUCGAGGCGAGGAUGAACUGAACCGGAUCGAAUAUGCCCUCGAUGAAGGUGGCGAGCUGGACUCUCGUCACCCCGAAUUCUUCGAGGUCUUCAACGCUGAGAUCCAUCUACAACACCAGCGUCUCUGUAUCCGGAGGACGUGUGUCAAGGUCGGGGAACGGAAGAGGGUGGAGCAGCGACCCGUCCACAUCAGGUCCACGGACAGCGAACGUGACGAAGAAGCUCCCAACCCCGAGGACCUCCUGCCCCGGCUCGUCCAGCAGCCGCACGGGGCAUUCCUCGACUUCGUCCACCUCCAACGAACACGAUUCCUCGAUUCUGCUCGAAAAUACUCCACACUUGCUCACCGAACAGACACAUGGGUCCGCUUCCGGUCCUCAGUUCAUAUUUUCAUUUCCUUAACAUUUCACAUAAAAUUUUACAUUUCAAAUUCAAUUAAUAAGACUGUUUCGGCCAUAGCGGUGGUGGAAGGUAGAGGCCAGGCGAGAGGAGAGAUCGGGAUCGCGGCUUUAGACCUCCGAAAUCCCCAGCUGACAUUGGCCCAGUUCUCGGAUACUUCCACCUAUGUGAAGACUAUCACCACCGUCGCUUUCUUCGAACCCUUAGAGGUAACGAGCGGGAUCGAUAUGAUACUGAUACCUCAUACGGCAUGGGAGGGGAGCCUGAAGACUCCUUUGGUGGAGACCCUGACGAACCGGUUCCCUAGGGUCACCAAGAGUGCAGUCCAUCGUCGAUUCUUCAACGAGACCAAGGGCAUGCACUUCUUCCUUCACCUCUGCGCUCCUGAAUAUGCCCACAUCAAGAUCGUCAUCAUGCAGAAGUAA